Zonotrichia albicollis (white-throated sparrow) is the source of this 1208-nucleotide messenger RNA. It is a transcript of the gene SMIM8, whose product is annotated as small integral membrane protein 8. The record is from RefSeq and is a predicted model, not a curated record. Lineage: Eukaryota; Metazoa; Chordata; Aves; Passeriformes; Passerellidae.
GCGCCGUUCCGUGAGGCGGUGGAUCGGGGGGAGAUCCCCGGUGUCCCGGGAGUUCCCACUGGGCUCUCCCAAACUGGGGCCAGACUGCCCCCUUCGACCCGGUGGCGGUGCCUGGAGCCCCUUCUCCGCCCGGAAUGGGGUUGUGCGACUGCCCUUGCACUGCCCUUCCUUUCCUAGGGGAUCCCCAGUACCCGUGUCUCCCCUGCCCCUCCGUAAUCAGGGGUAGCCAGGACCGUGUUUUUCCACCUUUGCUCAGGUGGUCAUAGAAUGGUUUGGGUUGGAAAAAAAAAUCAUCUUUGGGUUAAAAAUCAUCUCGUUCCAACGCCCCUGCCAGGGACACGGACGCCUUCCACAAGAUCAGGGUGCUCAUAAGCCCCAUCCGGCCUGGCCUUGAACACUUGCAGGAAUGGGGCAUCCACAGCUUCUCCGGGCAACCUGUUCCAGUGCCUCACCACCGCCAGAAUAAAGAAUUUCUUGCAUAUGCUAAGUAGCUGAAACUUCCCUUCUUUCAUUUUGAGCCCAAGGCAUUUGCCCUGUGAAUGCAAUAGUGAGACCUGAGUGCUGGGCCUGCUGGGGUGGGUGGCUAAAGUGACUGCACUACAGUGGUGCUUGGGCUGGCCUGUUGUGUAGAAGGUUGUUUUGUAGAAGAUUUUUUCCUACUAUUGUCUUUUUAGCCAGUGGUCUGAAGACUGAUGCUGUUUGGUCCACAGGAAAUAUUCAACAUUAAGCAACAUGCCUUCCACCAAACCUCCAAAUGAAAAUGAAACACCCACAGAGAGAAAACCAGGACUGAGGAGUGUUCAGACAACUAUGCUUUUCCGAGCUGUGAACCCAGAGCUUUUCAUUAAGCCUAACAAACCUGUGAUGGCAUUUGGACUGGUAGCAAUUAGCCUCUGUGUGGCCUACCUUGGCUAUUUGCAUGCAACAGCAGAGAAUAAAAAGGACCUCUACGAAGCAAUCGACAGUGAGGGGUCCAGAUACAUGAGGAGGAAAACUUCCAAGUGGGAUUGAGAAUGUAAGAAAGGAAAUCAGUAAAUCACUCACAGAACUUUUCCAGGCAACUACUGUUUUUUUCUCUUUCCCUUGAAAUUAUGGAGAAAUGUCUUGCUUGCUAUUUAAUCCAAUUCAAUCCUUUAUAAAAUGUUGUGCCUGUACAAAUAAACUGCAGUAAAGAUACAUCUGAAAAUAAAAGUGAUUAUAAGAAUUUC